CGCCCUCCCGGCGCGGUGGCCGCGGAGAGAAAGUAAGGUGAAAAAGUCCAAGUGCUGCUGCGGGCGCGAUGGGGGCCGGCUCCUCAAGCUACCGGCCCAAGGCCAUCUACCUGGACAUCGAUGGACGCAUCCAGAAGGUGGUUUUCAGCAAGUACUGCAACUCCAGCGACAUUAUGGACCUGUUCUGCAUCGCCACUGGCCUGCCUCGGAACACCACCAUCUCCCUUCUGACCACGGAUGACGCCAUGGUCUCUAUCGAUCCCACCAUGCCUGCGAACUCAGAGCGAACUCCCUACAAGGUGAGACCUGUGGCUGUCAAGCAACUAUCUGAAAGAGAAGAACUCAUCCAGGGUGUGCUGGCCCAGGUGGCAGAGCAGUUCUCCAGAGCGUUUAAGAUCAACGAGCUGAAAGCAGAAGUUGCAAACCACCUGGCCGUGCUGGAGAAACGGGUGGAACUGGAAGGACUUAAAGUGGUGGAGAUCGAAAAAUGCAAGAGUGACAUUAAGAAGAUGCGGGAGGAGCUGGCCGCCAGAAACAGCAGGACCAACUGUCCCUGUAAAUACAGUUUUUUGGAUAACAAGAAGCUGACACCCCGACGUGAUGUCCCCACUUACCCCAAGUACCUGCUCUCCCCAGAGACCAUCGAAGCCCUCCGGAAGCCCACCUUCGAUGUCUGGCUUUGGGAACCCAACGAGAUGCUGAGCUGCUUAGAGCAUAUGUACCAUGACCUCGGCCUGGUCAGGGACUUCAACAUCAACCCCAUCACACUCCGCAGAUGGCUGCUCUGUGUGCACGACAACUACAGGAACAACCCCUUCCACAACUUCCGGCACUGCUUCUGUGUGACGCAGAUGAUGUACAGCAUGGUCUGGCUCUGUGGCCUCCAGGAGAAGUUUUCCCAGAUGGACAUCUUGGUCCUGAUGACCGCAGCCAUCUGCCAUGAUCUGGACCACCCAGGGUACAACAACACAUACCAGAUCAACGCCCGCACGGAGCUGGCUGUGCGCUACAACGACAUCUCACCUCUGGAGAACCACCACUGCGCCAUUGCCUUCCAGAUCCUGGCAAGGCCUGAGUGCAACAUCUUCUCCAGUGUGCCACCUGAGGGCUUCAGGCAGAUCAGGCAGGGCAUGAUCACAUUGAUCUUGGCCACCGACAUGGCAAGGCACGCUGAAAUUAUGGAUUCUUUCAAAGAAAAAAUGGAGAAUUUUGACUACAGCAAUGAGGAACACCUGACGCUGCUGAAGAUGAUUCUCAUAAAAUGCUGCGAUAUCUCCAACGAAGUCCGUCCCAUGGAGGUGGCAGAGCCAUGGGUGGAUUGUUUACUGGAAGAAUACUUCAUGCAGAGUGACCGUGAGAAGUCAGAAGGCCUUCCUGUGGCCCCAUUCAUGGACAGGGACAAAGUGACCAAAGCAACAGCCCAAAUUGGGUUCAUCAAGUUUGUCCUGAUCCCAAUGUUUGAAUCAGUGACCAAGCUCUUCCCCAUUGUCGAGGAGACCAUGCUACGGCCACUCUGGGAGUCUCGCGAACACUAUGAGGAGCUGAAGCAGCUGGAUGACGCCAUGAAGGAGUUACAGAAGAAGACAGACAACUUGACAACUGGGGGCACGGAAAACGCCACUGAGAAGAACAGAGAUAAGAAAAACAGUGAAGGACAUUCUCCUCCAAACUGAUGGCUCAAUGUGUAGGCAGACUGGACUAGUUAAAGCAACCGAACCAUGGCCUCUGAGUGGACAGGGAUGGGGAACCUCACAGGAUCCUCCACGCAAGGACGGUCACACCCAGGCGACCCCGGAUGACCUGCGACAGACCAUGUUUUCUAAGAUCCGUUUUGUUCACUGAUAUAAAAAAAGGAAUUCAUGAUGCUGUACAGAAUUUUUAUUUUUAAACUGUCUUUUAAAUAAUAUAUUCUUAUACAGAAAUGGGUCUGUACUUUUUCUUUGGGUUUUGCACUCGGGCUUCCAAGGACUCUGGUUUUCCCUGGGAUGUAUCUUCAAAUGGUUGAGCAGUAAUGUGACCCAAGGGUCCAUGUAAAUUCCACAUUAAACAUGAGAAUGGUGCCCGA
Messenger RNA from Microtus oregoni (creeping vole), 2065 nucleotides. RefSeq names its product phosphodiesterase 9A (gene Pde9a). Gene Ontology annotation, molecular function: 3',5'-cyclic-GMP phosphodiesterase activity. Lineage: Eukaryota; Metazoa; Chordata; Mammalia; Rodentia; Cricetidae. Gene Ontology annotation, biological process: cGMP catabolic process. The record is from RefSeq and is a predicted model, not a curated record. The transcript has 19 exons. Bases 69 to 1673 code for a protein of 534 amino acids.